GCACAAGUCUCGCCGCAGUUGGUAGAAAGCGGCGACAUGGCUGUGUGACACAGCCAUGUGUCGGAGUGCGAAAGGCCACCGCCGCCUCCUUUCAUCUCGGUCAUGCAGCAAACUGCUGUCCCCGACGUCCCCAUUUCCACGUAUCCCGUACAAUGCCGCGGGAUAGACCUGCUCGGAGUAGCCGAUGCGCGAGCAAGCUCUGAGGCCUGCAUUUGCGUUCACCAACUCUCCAUGGAACUGUGGAAGCGCUACGACACCCCGCGCGCUACGGUCCAGAAAAUAAUCGAAAAGCUGAACAUCCAACUCCAAAACUUCACCAAAGAACAGGUGCUCACUCUGCGGAAACAGGGGAUCGUAGACGGUUACCGAGCAACUGCGAUCACCGUCGACGAAGCGGAGAAAGUUUUCGUCGCACUUGAAGAAUCUCGCACCAGGAGGGGAAUCAAGAAACAUAGACUGUACACCAAAUCCGAGGAUCGACAUUUGCGAAGGGAAGAAGUAAAAAUAAACCAAGCACACUUGAAGCGUCAGUUGAGGUUGGCUAGCUGCGGCUCCGACGUCGGGACCGGUACCAAUUGCGCGAGCGCGGACGAGGAGAGGGGUGCUUCAAAUAGAACCGUGGCGGAGGCGACGGGAUCAUCGCUACCGUUGGAAAACAGCCAGGCAGAGACCUCGACGCCAGGCUUCAGCAUUCUUUUGGUGGCCGAGGACAGCUACCAACUUCCAGAAGUCAGCGAGGAAGGGUUUACGGUAAAACUGGUCGAGAAUGUAGCUGCAGCCGACCUCAGACGCCGUCAACAGCAGCAACAGCAGCAGCAGCAGCAGCACUCGAGCAUGGAUAAGCAGCAGAGGUAUCAAUUUUCCGUUGUUCCCGCCGCCGGGGGCUCCUCAAUGGCUCCUAGUGUUUCCGAGAGCAUUGGCAGUGUGAACUUGUCCAGGCAGGGCCCAGAACUUGUGCUAGGAAUUAGGUCUCCUUCGGCCCACUCCAGUGAUCAGGACGACCGCGCUUCGCACUGUUCUCGUAGCAACUCUAGUAGCCCGACACAACAGACCACGCCCAACAAGUCCUCCCCCGAACGCUUUCUCUUCCUCGAAUCCGAAGGAUCGGAGUGCGAGGAGGGAAACCCUGGCCGUAACACCAAUCAAAACAACCGUUCCGCUGGGCGGUCGUCGUGUUCCUCCGACCAGGAGUACAGGGGUAUUCCUCACAAAGGGAAGGGUUUGAGGGAGUUUGUUGGUAGUAGCAGUGAAUUGGAGGAGAAAGGAGGGACAGCUGAGGGUGCACACCCUGUGCACCCAUUUUCAGGCCCAAAGCACCGGAGGGUAAAGGCCACCAAACUGAGGCACUACGCCAAGACUACGUCACCAUAUUCUACUACAGCCGAAACACGACCGAAACAACAGAGUCCCUUGGUCGUCUCCAUACCUCUCUCCUCCCUCCCUCCUGCACCGACAAGUAGUUCUGCCGUGGGAAACGGCUUUGGAAAGCAGAGGAGACCAACAGCGCUUUCGCAUUUCGCCACGAAGAAGCGUGCUCUCAGCCGUUCGCCGUCAGUCGAGGGUGACCAUGACGUGUAUCCCACGUCGAAUGGAUUGCAGGUGGAUUUGCCAUGUGGGAGUGAUUCAGCGACGCUAUCAAAGGGUGGCGGGAGCGGGAGGUUGGGAAAGCAGCCCAAAAAGUCCACAAGCAACAAAAUGGGAAAACUUCCCAUUAAUCAGGCCACACUGAUUGACCAGAGCCCAGCAGACGAGGGUGCUGUAGCCUACACAAGACGAGAGCUGAAUCUCCCACCACCCACAGACGCACGACCUGAAACUGCCGCGAAAAGUUUCACCGAAGACGAUGAAAUAUCCGUCAGUAGUUCGACUACUACCGCCAUUACGACCAGUAGCUCGGGCAGUUCGGCAGGUGGGCCCAGCUACAGGCCAACUGCCACGAAGUCGAAUCGUCCCGUGCAGCGAGGCGGGGGCAAAAAAUCCCACAGGGGAACCCACAGUAACGGCAACGACGACUUGCUCAGGAUCAAUACAAACUUCAGCCUCCAGUCCCUCUUUGGCCACUGUCCGCCGACACUAACGGUGAGAGACGGCGAACUUGUCCCCGAGAGAAGCCUCUCGAUAAAGGACUUGGACCAGUUUUCUCUGCCUGCUUCGCACCCGAUCCACACCUGGAGUCUCGGUCAGCCCGUGCCCGGCAGGUGGAGCGGAUCUGCUGCGAGAACCAAACGCCCGCGGAAAAUGACUAAUCAGUCUUCUAAGACUUAGUACAAACUCCCCCUAUCUACUAUUAUACCUCUCUGAUACCAUUUUUGUACUUACGUAGCUCCGUAUUUGAGGUUAAAACUUUUGUUGGUUGUAUGACUCCCUUUUUUGAGGUUUAAAAUUUUGUAUAUAGCUACACUAUGAGUGAUUUCCAAAUGAACUGUAUAAUGGUUUAAAAAAAUUUUACUCUAAUCAUUUUGGC
This is a messenger RNA of Geodia barretti, 2464 nucleotides long. NCBI's taxonomy places the organism in Eukaryota, Metazoa, Porifera, Demospongiae, Tetractinellida, Geodiidae. The record is from the annotation of a GenBank genome assembly.